Molecule: messenger RNA, 1014 nt
Organism: Metarhizium acridum CQMa 102
Lineage: Eukaryota; Fungi; Ascomycota; Sordariomycetes; Hypocreales; Clavicipitaceae
Biological process (GO): protein depalmitoylation
Cellular component (GO): cytoplasm
Molecular function (GO): carboxylic ester hydrolase activity; palmitoyl-(protein) hydrolase activity
Source: RefSeq, a predicted model, not a curated record
AUGGUUCCAAAACGCGGGAUGUCUCCCCCCAGCUCAUCUUCGAUGACCAGCCUCACGGCACGCGAGAGACUUUAUGUUGUCGAACCGCUAGGACCGCACAGUCAUACACUCAUCCUCCUCCACGGGCUGGGCUCCAAUGGCGAAAAGUUUGGCACAGAGCUGUUGGAAACCGGCCUCACGUCAUCUGGCCACAAGCUCACAGACCUACUUCCCGGUGCCCGCUUCGUUUUUCCUACAUCCAAGCGUCGUCGCUCUACGGCAUUUGGUCGGUCGAUGCUGACGCAGUGGUUCGACAUUGCCCGCCUUGAAGAUCCUUCGUACCGCAAAGAACGACAGCUAGACGGGCUGGCUGAAUCUGCUCGCGAGAUACUGGACAUCAUAGCGACGGAGCUCCAGAAGGUGCAGCCCCAAAACCUCAUAAUCGGAGGCCUGAGUCAGGGCUGCGCCAUGUCGCUUGCCGUGCUGCUGUCAUUGGAACACCCUAUUGGUGGUUAUAUUGGUAUGAGUGGCUAUCUCACGUAUCAAGAUGAACUCGAGAGCGCUGUGCAGGAUGACGUCGAUAGCGACGACCCCUUCGCACGUCCCGGUGAGUCGCAGGACGCUACUGAGCAAGCUAGCCCCGUCAAGGCUCAGGUGGUCGAAAGAGAUCUAUUGGGGCUUCCCUUGUUGGACUGCCCCUCGCAAGAGAAGACGGCAUGCCAGACUCCUGUUUUUCUUGGCCAUGGGGUGGCGGAUGACAAGGUACCGUGUGUGUUGGGAGAGGCUGCGGCACAGCUAAUGCGAAAUGCAGGCUAUCAGGUUGAAUGGAAAUGCUACGAAAACCAAGGGCACUGGUACAAGAUCCCCGAUGAAAUCGACGACAUCUGCAGUUUCAUCGCCUUGAGGGUCGGCUGGGAAAUCGUCAAGCCAAGUCUGUCACAUGAGUCUGAGGGUGGGAUUGAAUCAUGCCCAGAAUAUCUGAGUCAUCAGUAUUGCAAUUCGCUCAACAUCGACAUGACUGUGAGCUCUUUGUGA